Molecule: messenger RNA, 1227 nt
Organism: Lachancea thermotolerans CBS 6340
Lineage: Eukaryota; Fungi; Ascomycota; Saccharomycetes; Saccharomycetales; Saccharomycetaceae
Product: cyclin family protein
Exons: 1
Coding region: 1-1227 (408 amino acids)
Biological process (GO): G2/M transition of mitotic cell cycle; regulation of cyclin-dependent protein serine/threonine kinase activity
Cellular component (GO): cytoplasm; nucleus; centrosome
Molecular function (GO): cyclin-dependent protein serine/threonine kinase regulator activity
Source: RefSeq, a predicted model, not a curated record
AUGAGCGAGCUCACACGGAGUCGUACCCUGAACAACGCUGUCACGGACGAGAACGCCAGCAGAAGUGUGGGAAGGGCUAAGACGAUCGCCGGGGCAUCUCUGGGUGCCCAAAGGAAGGCACUAGGUGAGGUCAGGAACUGGCAAACGCAAUCGCAGGACGAUGCUAAAAUAGAGACGACCUCGACGCAAGAGGUACGAUCGCAGAGGGACUGGGAACUUGAGGGACCCAGCCGGAAAAAGAGGCAAAUAUACAUGAGUGACGAUGAGAGCGAGAGUGACGACGAGAGCCAAGGUUCCGGCGCGUCAACUAGCUCAACAAAAAGGCCCCGCCUCGAAGAGGGCCCAGCACACCGUGCUCUCCAGUCGUGGAGAGAUUUGGACAGGGACGAGAAGGACGACGUUUGCAUGGUAUACGAGUACACUGACGAUAUUUUCGACCAUCUAUACCAACGGGAGAAACAGACUACCCCGACCUACAACUACCUGACGGCCACAGAUUCCCCACAGUACUUGCGCCCAUCCCUCAGAGCUAUCCUUAUUGAUUGGCUUGUUGAAGUGCACCAAAAAUUCCAGCUUCUGCCAGAAACCCUUUAUCUGGCCAUAAAUGUCAUGGACAGGUUCAUGUCUAUGCGCAAAGUCUCCAUGGCAAAACUACAGCUCCUUGCUGUCAGCAGUCUUCUGAUAGCUGCGAAGUUCGAGGAGGUAAACCUGCCUAAGCUUUCACAAUACGCAUACAUCACGGACGGAGCGUGCAGCAGCCAGGAUAUCAAAGACGCAGAGAUGUACGUGCUUACAACACUAAAGUUCAACAUAGGCUGGCCCAACCCGCUCAAUUUCUUGCGUAGAAUUUCGAAAGCUGACAACUACGACGUGCAAGCCAGAAGCGUUGCCAAGUUUUUUUUGGAGUAUGCUAUGUGCUGCCCUAAGUUCGUAGACAUCAUACCGUCUCGUGUCAGCGCCAUGGCCAUGUUCUGCGCAAGGCAAUCGUUAGACAAGGACGAUAAGUGGGAUUCUACAUUCGAGCACUACAGCGGUGGUGUCGACCCCUUAAAUGAGCCGGAGUUUCAAGAUUUAUGCCGAGACCUGAUUAAGGAGAUCUCCAAACCCACUACUCAGUUGAAAGCACUGGAAGCCAAGUACAGUAGCAAACAGAUGGGCAGUGUGUUUGAGCCAGCCAAAAUAUGGUGUGAUCUGAUGGUCGCUAGCAAGUUCGAAGAUCUAUUCUGA